Molecule: messenger RNA, 4179 nt
Organism: Trachymyrmex cornetzi
Lineage: Eukaryota; Metazoa; Arthropoda; Insecta; Hymenoptera; Formicidae
Exons: 2
Coding region: 494-3697 (1067 amino acids)
Source: RefSeq, a predicted model, not a curated record
UGUGUACUAAGAAUUAAUGAUGGUUCUUACAGAACAGUUUGACGAUUGAUGAUGAUUUUAACGAGUGCUUAUUGACAAUUAAUGGCGAUUUUUACGGAAUAAUUGGUGAUUAUAAGACUCGUGACAACGGAGAUAUUACAAACGUAGAUACGUGCAGUACUCGUGAUAAAUCGCGCGGUGUAUCCUCAGGUGUUAAGGGCGUGUUGAUGACUUCGAGCACGUGCAUCAGUGAUCGAGUGUUACAUUGAUUCUUCUUGCGCGCGGAUAAACGUCGGUGUUCCGUCACGUAGCACGCGUAGAUUAAGUAGUUACUUGCGCGGAGAAAUCGAGUGCACUCACGUAAGGCGUUUUAUGUCUCCAUCGUCGGACUGGUCACCUUGCAGGUUUUCCGAAGAAGCGCAUUAUCGCAUGUGGCGGUUAAAUUACAGCAAUUCAGCGACAUACCAGAAAUCCUAGUAAAGUUUGUCAUACCGUUCCGGAUGUACAAAGAAAGAUGACGCAUCUCACAUUGUCUCCGUGGAGGCUGUCACUAGUUCUAACAUUGAUAGCGACAUGCGCAAUCAUAACGGAAUCGUCAAUGAUCAGGGAGAGGAGGCACAUUGAGGACUCUAGUCGAUCGGGCAAGGAACACACGUCCUACAGCCAGGGCACGAAAUCGCCGAGCAGCACGUCGUCCAACAAGAUCACCGCGGAACCCGGAAGAAAAGUGUCUCACCAUCUGAUCGGGGGUCACCUGAAAGUUGAUACAAAGCUCCGUGGAGACGGCGAAUCGCUGUGGGACGAUGGAAUUCUCAUGUCGGCAGCCGGCAGCGGUAAGGAGGGGAAAAGUAAUCGCGGCGGCGACGGUGGUGGCAGCGACGACGAGGACGGGAAAAAAACACUCUCCCAGCAGGUCAAGGAGGGCAAGUACGGUCUCAUACAGAACGAGAUUUACGGCAAUCGCCCGAAACGACCCGGCAUCAUCAGCUACCUCGACAAUCCUGAAGUGCCCAAGGACACGAUCGAUAAUCUGGGUGGCCUCGACGAGGACGAGAUCUGGCUGGCCGAGAACCACGUGCUGGUACUGAGGGGUGGGAAAUUUCCUGAACAUGCACAGGACGGCGGCCAGCAGCAGAGCGGCGAUGGCGAGCAGCCAAAAUGGCCGCCUAUCGAUGAUUACAAGGCGCCCAAACGGCAGGUCAAGAUACCACCGAGGCCGAAGGUACCGCCACCCUUUCCGGUACAACUCACGGAGGGGGGACCGGUACAGAUCAUUGGUCCAAAUGGCACCGUGGAGGAGAUCAGCAACGGCACCUUCGACUACAACACUCUUUACACAAAGGGAUUAUUACCAGGAGAGGAUCCGUUCUUCUCAAUCGCUCCGAACGGCACGGUAUUCACCCCAGAUUUCGGUCUCCCGGGAAACUUCUCCGUCGAGGAGAAAUCGUUUAGGGGUAAAAAUGAUCAGAAGGGAAUAAAACCGGAACUUCCUCAUCCGCCGCCUGGCGCUCUUCCGCCUUUCUAUCACGCCAUACCGCCUGGUGCGAUAUUCGUGCCACCACCAGGUAACCAAUCGGAUUAUGAUGAGGAGGAUCAAUCCAUCUACUAUCCGCCACCAUACAGUUUCUAUUAUCCGCAAGAUAAUACGACAGCUGUGCCGCCGGGCCCCUUGGUGCCCGGCAUCAUACUGCCUCCGCCGCCGGAUUUCUUCUCUGCUCUGGACGACAAGAAAACUACCACAAAGAAAUACACAAAGAGACCGACGACCACAUCCUCGCCGGAAACACGUCCAACGUAUUUGCCACCGAGGAAAUUUACGACUAAACAGAACAAGGCGUCGUCCAUUCCGCCGAGUUUGGUAACCAAGACAAGUACUACUUUAUCGACUUCCACAAAGGUAUCCUUCGGUCGUACAACGGUAAAGAAUGCGACAAACACAUUUAAAUCUAAGAAGAUUACGUCUAAUGUGGAUGUCACAACGUCGACGCCUGGGAAACCGCAUACUCUCGAAAAUACCGAGAUAUAUACUAUCAGCCCCGUAAUCGGAAAUCAGGUAUCCGAGGCGACGACCCAGCAGAAAGACUGGUCCACUCUGGUCACGAGCAAGAUCCCGGUUCUCGCGUAUUACCCGUCGACCACGCAGUCGUCGCUGGAGCGACCGGUGGAAGUCACCCCGGCUUCCAUAAAGACCAUUAUCACCACUAGUCAGCCCGAUCGAUCUGCCAGCCAUGCAUCCUAUUACUUCUAUGAGGAAUCGACCGAUGAGAAUUCGGACGUCACGGAGAAACCGUCGCCAGUUUAUUAUGAAAGCACGACGAAAUCGCCGUACUACAAUGUCGAAACGUCGCGAUCUGAGCAGAAGAAGAACUAUUAUGAGACGAUCCCGCCGGUUGAGACUUCUAAAGAUUACAAGGUGAAGCUCAUUGAUAACAUCGUGAAGAAUUCGCAGACGUACCAGUACACUGACAAUUCGGAGACCACGUCAACGAAAUUCGACACCAGCUCGUCUCGGGAUCAGGGUCAACGUAUGUUAGCCGAUCAAGCGCCCAUUUACUAUCAGCCUGUUCCUGCACGUCCGGUGCAGACGUAUUACACGACUCCCAAGCCACAAACGUACUAUCGACAGACAACGAAGCCUAAACCGGUCUAUCAGUACAGCUUUCAGAUAGCGGAUUACUCAAAACUCGGUAAUCAGAGAUCGCCGUAUCAUAGGGAGCAACAGCAGCAACAGCAGCAGCAAGAUUCAGUAUACAGCGAGUAUCAGGACAUCAAGACUGGUAAUCAGCAAUACGACUACGAAGACAUCGAUUCCCCGUCGCGACAUCAAUCACGGAAACAAGUAUACAAGACGCAACAUCCGGUUUAUUCCACGAGCACGUCCUAUCCGAUCGUAGAUACGACACCCAAUCCGCAAUACGCGUAUUUCACGCAGCAGGACGAGAAGCUAUUGGACGAUGUUACGAAAGAGUAUUUCACGAUCUUUGGUAAGAAAUUACCGGACACGCGGAUAUCGACCACGACUCCGAUCUAUGGGAAAUCGAGCAGCGUCACGGAGAAACCUGAUCAUAAUACGAAUGUCUACGUGCCGAAUGUUUACAAGACCGGUCGACCGGUAACUUACAACACGCUCAACGUCAAAGUGCGAUAUGGAGAUCAGUCGCAGCGACCCUAUUCCCUCAAGGACGACACUCUCGUCAACUAUCGACGGCCCUUGCCGCCGAUUAAUCCGGACAGCGAGUUCGUCGAGAUAAUUGAUCCUAAACAUCGGCCGAAGCAGCCGUCGCAGUUACCGAACUACGAGUUGCAAACGGGAAACUAUCGAUUGCAAAAUCAGGGAGUACAACAGCCGACCCCUCGUUACAGGUUGCGAGGCACGAUACAGCCGGCUAACAGACACACCAACAAUUUCGUGCCUUUCUCCGAGUCUCGGGAGGAGCUGGAGAACGUUCAGGAACCCGUGUCACUGUUGGACGACAUAGAGGUCAACUACAGGAAUCCGCAUCCCCCCAUAAAUCCCGAUGCCGAAUUCAUCGAUCCCAUCACGGUGCAGGACAAUCACUCGAAUAACCCGAACGCGUAUUUCGCGUAUAGACUACCCGGCGAUGUUGGCCACUUUUACUUCCUGACGCCGCAGGCGAUCACGCAACGACAGGACCAGAAUAGUGGAUAUGUCUAUCCGAAGCCCAGGGGGCCGAGAUUACGAAGGCGACCGGGAUAACGUGAAUGCGUGUAUCCAACGGCAGUCGCGCGCAAUGCCAUAAUCUCGCGGAUGUCCAGCGCGCGAAGUGAUCGUGCAUCGCCUGCGUGCGUGUCGGCCGCACACAUACAUACGCGUAUUAUUAAUAUAUUUAUUGUACUUGUAAAUACGAAUUGAUUAAGUUAGAUAAUUAUAGCUACGUUGUUUUACGAUAAACGCGUAAUUUAUUAUGCAACCUGACUCCCCCGUUUUAUAAUAAUAGAUGUGCGAUCGUAUUCGCGUAUGCGAUUUGUAGUAUGCGCCUUCGUUAUCGCAUAUUUGCACAUUAUCUGUGAUUAAUGGGAUACGUGUACAUAUAACAUAAUUACUUAUUGUCUAUUUUAUGUACGCGCUUUGACAGAUUGUAGCGUUCUUUCCCGAAUCUUUUUUCUAAGUUUUUCUCUAUAUGCAGAAUGUGAAGUUGAAUAAAACGUAAAAUAUAUAUGAAACAACAAAUAUUGAUG